AUGGUUUUCUUUCGUAUCAGAUCCGUUUGUAAACGAUGGAACACUAUAGUCAAGGAAAAGGAAAAGAGGUUCUUCAAUAGUGAUUUGGGUCUUGCCCGUCCACAGUUUAUCUUGCUUGCCAAUUCCAUGAUUUGUUCGGUAGAAGUUAACCUUGAUGGUCCCUCUAUAGAGGUGCAUAAGUUACCUCAAUAUAUUCCCGGUUAUCAUCGGUAUUCAAUGUUCAUGACACUCGGACGUUGCCAUGGGCUUUUGAUGUUUGGCACACGAAACGGGAUCGGGAUUUGCAACCCAUGGCUGAGACAGAUUAGAUGGAUCGAAUCCCCUGUAGAUUAUAUCUUCAAUGGAAUAGGAUAUGACAGCUCUGGACCCGACAAUCACUACAAGAUCGUUGAUUGUCAAAUGCGAGAUUGUAAAACUUAUCAAGUUUAUAUCACCGAGUUUGGAUCUGAUGCUAGGAAAAUAAAAACGUACGAUUUUGCAAUGUAUUUAUUUCAGUCCAGUAUAUCCUUGAAUGGAACUUUGUAUUGGAUUGCUUAUAAUCAACUGUCUGGUGAGCAGUGUAUUCAAACUUUCGAUUGCUCUACAGAGAGAUUUGAAUUCUAUUGCAUCUACCCUAAUAAAAUCACCUGUAAUUUGGAUAUUAGAUCCCUUGAAGUUUAUAUGGAAGAUCGAUUUUCGGUUCUAGAGCAAAAUUAUAAUACGAGGGAUAUAGAGAUUUGGGUGACAAAAGAGAAGAUUCAAAAAUGGGAUGGAGAGGCUGUGGAGUGGAUGAAGUUGAUGAAUGUGUUGGUUCCUGAAUGGUCGAGUUUAAAAUUCUGGAGCAUAUUUCCGCCAAGUUACUUCAUUGAUGAAAAAAGUCUUAGUCUCGUGUUGUGUUGUUAUGAUAAGGCCGAAAAGGCUUGUAUCUAUAUUGCCAAGGGAAACAAGUUCCAUGAAAUUAAAAUAAAUGAGUUGGUUCAUGAAAAUCUUCCACCUCACCGUACCUAUUUUCCUAGUCUUGUCCACGUUCCUAGGUUCACGAUGAGCGGUAGGGGGCCUGUUGAAUCCCGUUUCUCACUCCCUAACGGAAUAGAAGUGAGAAACGGAGUUGGAGGAAACGUGUGGGACGACGGCUACUUCGAUCAGGUCAAGAAAAUAUAUAUAGGAAAAAAUGAUUCUGGUGGCAUUUUCGUCAAAUUUGGCUACAUCAAACAUAACGCUAAGGUAGCCGGACUCGGUCACGGGAAUGGACCGACAACCCAUCUACCAAAGAAGAACAAGCUUAAUAUCUCUUAUGGUGAGUAUAUUGAAUACGUCGAGGGGACGUACACUGAGAGUCAAAUCACAUCCAUUACUUUCCGGCUUAACAACACAAGGAUGCUGCGGUAUGGACGCUUUAAAGGGACGUACUUCCUUCUCCGAAGAGAAGGCUCGAAAAUCAUGGGGUUUUAUGGAAGACACUCUGAUGACCACCACCUCACCGCUCUUGGCGUCCACUUCUCUGCCCCCCCCCCCCCGGUGAGCCAAUGUCAUUUCUAA
Molecule: messenger RNA, 1518 nt
Organism: Eruca vesicaria subsp. sativa (arugula)
Lineage: Eukaryota; Viridiplantae; Streptophyta; Magnoliopsida; Brassicales; Brassicaceae
Source: the annotation of a GenBank genome assembly